GCGUGCGUGAGGGAGCGGGCGCGCGGAGCCCGGCGCUGCGGCCGUCAUGUCGGAGGACUCGAGCGCCCUGCCCUGGUCCAUCAACAGGGACGACUACGAGCUGCAGGAGGUGAUCGGGAGUGGAGCAACUGCUGUGGUCCAGGCAGCUUAUUGUGCCCCCAAAAAGGAGAGAGUGGCAAUCAAACGGAUAAACCUGGAGAAGUGCCAGACUAGCAUGGAUGAACUCCUGAAAGAAAUUCAAGCCAUGAGUCAAUGCCAUCACCCUAAUAUUGUGUCUUACUACACGUCUUUUGUGGUAAAGGAUGAGCUGUGGCUAGUCAUGAAGCUGCUGAGUGGAGGCUCUGUUCUGGAUAUUAUUAAGCAUAUUGUGGCAAAGGGGGAACACAAAAGCGGGGUCUUGGAUGAGCCGACCAUCGCUACAAUCCUCCGAGAAGUCCUCGAUGGCUUGGAAUACCUGCACAAGAACGGGCAGAUUCACAGAGAUGUGAAAGCGGGAAACAUUCUUCUAGGAGAAGAUGGCUCUGUACAGAUCGCAGAUUUUGGUGUUAGUGCUUUUUUAGCGACUGGUGGUGACAUUACCAGAAAUAAAGUGAGGAAGACGUUUGUUGGCACCCCUUGCUGGAUGGCACCUGAAGUUAUGGAGCAGGUUCGAGGUUAUGAUUUUAAAGCUGAUAUCUGGAGUUUUGGAAUCACAGCAAUUGAACUGGCCACAGGGGCAGCUCCUUAUCAUAAAUAUCCACCAAUGAAGGUUUUAAUGCUGACACUCCAGAACGAUCCUCCUUCUUUGGAAACUGGUGUUCAAGAUAAAGAAAUGCUGAAAAAGUAUGGGAAAUCAUUUAGAAAAAUGAUUUCACUGUGCCUUCAAAAGGAUCCAGAAAAAAGGCCAACAGCAGCAGAACUGUUGAGGCACAAGUUCUUCCAGAAAGCGAAGAAUAAAGAAUUUCUUCAAGAAAAAAUAUUACAGAGAGCUCCUACCAUUUCUGAGAGAUCUAAAAAGGUUCGGAGAGUACCAGGCUCCAGUGGCCGUCUCCACAAGACAGAGGAUGGAGGCUGGGAGUGGAGUGAUGAUGAAUUUGAUGAGGAAAGUGAGGAAGGCAGAGCAGCAAUUUCACAACUCAGGUCUCCCCGAGUGAAAGACUUGCUGUCUAAUUCUGAGCUCUUCUCAACAGGUGAUCCCAUGGGUACUUUGCUCCAAGUUCCCGAACAGAUUUCUGCUCAUCUACCUCAGCCAGCUGGCCAGAUGCCUACACAGCCCACUCAAGUCUCUCUCCUGCCUCCUGCAGAUCCAGCAAAAACAGCACAGGCUCAGUCUUCAGCAGACCGCUCCUCAGAGACCAAGGUCCCUAUCAGUCUAGUGCUGAGAUUAAGGAAUUCCAAAAAAGAACUAAAUGAUAUUCGAUUUGAAUUUACUCCUGGGAGAGAUACAGCCGAGGGUGUCUCUCAGGAGCUCAUUUCUGCUGGCUUGGUGGAUGGAAGGGAUUUAGUGAUAGUGGCAGCUAAUUUGCAGAAAAUUGUGGAAGAACCUCAAUCAAAUCGAUCUGUCACUUUCAAACUGGCAUCUGGUGUUGAAGGUUCAGAUAUUCCCGAUGAUGGCAAACUAAUAGGAUUUGCCCAGCUCAGCAUCAGCUAAACCACAGUCCUGGAAGAGUCAGCCUAAGGAGGUGCCACACAUGCAUAUCAGUUGCUUCUGUUGGCCUGAACCUACAACUGCCAAAGAACCUGGCAACAAACGUCCUGGCGUGGAGCUUUGGAGUCCUUUAUUUAUGUUCUUCUUGCCAUCUCCCCCCACCCUUUUCCACAAGGAAAGAGCAGUUGGCUUACCAGUGCCGGCAUCCUCUCAGAGAGUUCCGUUAGUAGAUACACUGCUCGUGUCCCCCUCUCCCUCCAUCUGAGAAGCAGCCCGUGUGCCUCAAGGCCAGGGUGGAAAUCUCAGCUUAUUCUUGCCUUACUACAGCGAUGGCCCAAGUGGAUAGUAGCAGCUGCAUUGGGCACCCUCAUCUGCCUAAUUCUCCCAUACCUGCCAGGGUGUGGGCAUCUUGGGAUGUCUCUUUAACAUUGAAGUAGCAAUUAAAAGUUGAUUGUUCAGCUGGAGCCCAGAGAAUUUAAUCCGUGUUUUUUCUUUGUACCUGAUGCGAAUUCUAGCAACCUUUGUUAGGAAAAGCACAGCCUCGGUGGAGGCAGCCCAAGCUCCUGUCUGUUGUGUUCAUGGCGUCUCUACGUGUUCUGCUGGAGCUGUUCUCAGGCACCCUUCUUUGCCUCCUCCAGAAAGGGUCGCUAGCCUUAACUUCAGCUGGUGCAAACGUCUGGCGGUAGUCAGACUUGAGCCAUCUGCUCCUUCAAAGUUGAGCUGUGGAUUGUUUUUUACAGGAAACAUCAAGCAAUGGCUUAUAACUCUUAUCUUGCCAGAGGUAGUUUUUGAACAAGAAAAGGAACUCGUAAGUCAUAUCAUUGGGAAAGUAUUUCAGUUUUUAAAAAAUUAAACUGAGGAAAAAUCGAUUCUUGAUCCUCCUAUGAAGACGGAUCUGCCUCUAUUCAUGAGGAAAUAAAUGGUGUACACUCUGAGACACAGCAGUAAAGGAGAUUCCGGCUGGGCUAGAGGCCUGCCUUCUGCUCCUCUCCUGCACUGACUCCUCGGAGGGGGCUCUUCAUUCAUUGAAAACGACCCAAGAUGGAACAUGAAACCACACGUGCCGUGACCUUUAGGUUUUAUGAGUAGACAGUGUCAAUUUGAUUUUCUACAGAAAUUAUGUAAAUUAUUCUUUAGGUUUUAAAAAAGAGCACUCAAUGCAAUAUGUGAAUAUCAGUGGGGUUGGUUUUUCUUUUUUCCUACUGUUUAAUAACAUUUGUCUAAUUGCUCAUAAGCCUACCAAGUUACCAAAUUUUAUAUAACAGUGGAAUAGUCAGUGUGGCCUUAAAGAGACACACAGAGAUGGGCUGUCGGCCCCUAGGAAGGGACUAGUUAGUUGCCUUUUCUAGAAUCUUUGCACCUGCCAUUGUUGUUGUGAUGUGUUCCCCCCUCACCCUGACCCCACAUAGUCCUGAAGAUCAAGCGGUAGUAUUGCUCAUGCAAGCAGCUCUAUGAAAUUUUCUCUUGGAACACACCUGAACGCUCUUCCCGUGUCUGACUUGUGUCACCUAAUGUUUCAUUCAUUGUGAGCCUGCAGAUUCAGUUGUGUAGUUUCUUAACCUGUUACGAGUGCAGAGGCAUGUUGGGAAAGGGAUAUUGGAGAACAAGAGAAGAUGGGUUUGAGAAGGGGAUUAGAAGGAGAAUAGAUUAGAUACCAGAGUCCAAGGUCCCAGCAGGGUUGGUAAAAGGAACUUGCUGACCCAGGAGGGAGAAUGAAGAUUGGCCAGCUAUUAAAUCUUUAGUAGAGGUAGGGUUAUGAGGAAUCAAGGACAGAGAGAUGGGGUUGAGGUAUAGAAAGCUGGCAUAGGACUAGUGGCUUGUUGUAGAAUCUGUUUUGGUUCCAACAGCCUGUCUGAAGUCCCUUAAGAGUUGAAAAAGGAGUGUGCAGCAUCACUGUUGUAGCUUUUGACUUGGAGGUGGUCCGGGCUGGAAGUGAGCAGCAGCCCCUCUCCUUCCUAUUCACAGUCUCCCUGUAGACCAUCUUCACCUUUGCCCUGUUGUGGGGAACAGGCAGGCAGUAAAAAUGGCCUGGGCUCUCUUUACUUCAGUUCAUCGUUCGCUUUUCUGGGAAUUGGAAGGUAGGCACCAAGACCCAGGGCAGUGUUACCUCAUGUGCAUGAUGGGCUUGCACAGGGGUGUGAGUUAACAAGUCAAUGGGAACUGCUGGGUGGGACAGAGUGGGCCCUGGGAGCAGGCCUCUCUUCUCAGGAGCAGUGAGUGCUUCAGGAUGUCCCUCUGUCAUUAGGGCCCCGAGACACCCUUGUCCCUAGAGUAGGGACUGACUAUAGCACAAGACAAUACGUGCCAAUGUCAUUUGUGAAAUGUAUGGUCUUUCCAGAUGACUAAAGGAAGUGUUUUGCUUUUCUUUUUUCUUUCUUCCAAACCAAAUUGUAGAGCCAGCUGAGACUGUUAAGUAAUUUGGAGGAUAGAAUGAUGAUGUACCAGUAAAUGUAAGUUCCUCCUUAUGACAUGCUAGAUGAUGAAAGAUGUAAACUAUUACCUUCUCCCUCUUCUCUUGACUUUGUAUUUUACUGCAUGUUUUCUUCAUUUUUGAUCAAUAAAGAUAAAGAAUAAAUUGUCA
Messenger RNA from Phodopus roborovskii (desert hamster), 4208 nucleotides. RefSeq names its product oxidative stress responsive kinase 1 (gene Oxsr1). Gene Ontology annotation, molecular function: protein serine/threonine kinase activity; ATP binding. NCBI's taxonomy places the organism in Eukaryota, Metazoa, Chordata, Mammalia, Rodentia, Cricetidae. The transcript has 18 exons. Bases 47 to 1630 code for a protein of 527 amino acids. Gene Ontology annotation, biological process: protein phosphorylation. The record is from RefSeq and is a predicted model, not a curated record.